AUGCCACUGCCACCGCCACUGCCACCUCUGCCUCCACCUCCCCCCCCAUCAGCGCCCCCGGCUUCCCAGAGUCUCCCUAAUCGACUCUUCCAUCUCACGGGAAACCUCAGAGGGGAGGCCACGGUGAAGUGCAUAGCCAAGGAGGCUUGCUCAGAGUCAAGUUCCAGAGCCCAGGAGCCUAAGCCACUCACACAGCGUCUGAGCCGAGGGAUAUGGCAGGAAGCUGCCAUGGGCCAGGAGGCCAAAAAGCAGCCCUUGAAAGCCUCAGCCAUCCCGAUGCUUCAUCAUCUGAACAGACUUCAGCCUGGAAGAAGAAUGGCUGCCAUCACUGGUACCAGUAGCCGGGUGGUCUUUAAACAGCCUUUCCCCAAACAGGACUGGAGCCCCUUCCUUGGGAAACGUCUGUCUCCCACUGAUAGAAGGCUGAUGGGCCCCUCCAUGGGUGACUCACUCUAUCAAGACUGCUUGGCCCAUGACAAACUGGACCCAGAUGCUUCUGUAAGCGCCCAUGGAGACCCUGCCGUGUCAGCACAAGCUAUAGUGGAAGUGAAACAGCUGGACCUCAGUGCUACUUGCAGAGAUAGGACAAAGGUUCUUCUCGUGAACAUAUUUGCAAAGCAUUUUAGCAGUCUAGAGAACAAUUAUGCUAACCACAGCACCAUGCCCUUGAUCGCUGUAAUGCUUCAAAAUAAAAAGCACGUGGCCUUUGGAAUUGAGCAGAUCUGGGUAAGUACAGAUGCUUCCAGCUUGAGAAAGGCAGAUCCCAAAGGUCGGAGUGCACUGUUGGCUGACAUCCAGCAAGGAACUCGCCUACGAAAAGUCACGCAGAUCAAUGACCGCAGUGCCCCGCAAAUCGAGAGUUCUAAAGGAACCAACAAAGAAGGAGGAGGUCCUGCAAACUCUCGAGGCGGGAGCACGCCCCCAGCCCUGGGAGAUCUGUUUGCUGGUGGCUUUCCAGUGUUACGACCAGCAGGCCAGAGGGAUGCAGCAGGCGGCAAGACAGGGCAGGGCCCUGGCUCCCGAGCGCCUUCUCCCCGGCUUCCCACCAAAACUAUCAGCGGGCCGUUCAACCCCCCUGCAUCUCCCAGGCUAGGCGACGCCUCCGAGGCGCAUGGCGCAGCCGGGGUAGUCCCUCCUCGCCCCAGCAUGCCCGCCCCACCUCCCCCGCCCUUACCCCCGGCCCUGCCCCCGUCCUCCCCCGCCAAAGCCCCGCUAGUGUCCCCACCUGGCCCACCGACCAAGGGGAGCCCCCCAGUGCUCGCACCCCCUCUGCCCUGUGCACCGCCGCCUCCACCCCCGCCGCCCCCGGCCUUGGCUCCCAGUGACAAGGCGGUGAGGCCUCAGCUGGCCCGCUUGCACCUACCGCCCGUCCCGCCCCCGCUGCCUCUCCUCCCACCUUGCGGGUACCCUGGGCUCAGUGCCGACGCUGCCAGCCCUGCCCAGGAUGUGCCGGAGCCUCCCGCCCCUCCGUUCCCGCCGCCCCCGCCGCCCCCGCUCCCCGCUUACGCCCCACGCACCCCCAGAGCCUCUCUGCCUGCGCCCCCUUUGCCGGGCGCUAACGACAGAGGUGAAGCCCCACCCCCGCGGCCCCCGAAGUCCCCGUGCUUCCAGGCCCAGCCCCCCGAGCCCAGCGCGCAGGCCUUGCCGGCGCCACCUGCCCUUCCGGGGUCUCAGACGUUCCCGCAGAAGAAGAGGCCCGGCCGAGGCCCCGCGACCAGUGGGGGAAAGCUGAACCCGCCCCCAGCACCCCCUGCGAGGUCACCCACCACGGAGCUUUCAAGCAGGAGCCAGCAGGCCCCAGCCUGGACCCCGACCCAGCAGCCUGGAGGUCAGCUGCGGAACGGAAGCCCACACAUCACUGAUGACUUUGAGUCUAAAUUCACGUUCCAUUCUAUGGAAGAUUUUCCUCCUCCGGAUGAGUAUAAACCAUGCCAGAAGAUUUACCCCAGCAAGAUCCCCAGAAGCCGCACACCUGGUCCCUGGCUCCACCCUGAGGCGGCCGGCCAGAGCUCCGAUGACAUCAAAGGCAGAAAUGCUCAGUUAUCCCUAAAGACACUCCGGUGA
Molecule: messenger RNA, 2064 nt
Organism: Mesoplodon densirostris (Blainville's beaked whale)
Lineage: Eukaryota; Metazoa; Chordata; Mammalia; Artiodactyla; Ziphiidae
Gene: WIPF3
Product: WAS/WASL interacting protein family member 3
Exons: 13
Coding region: 1-2064 (687 amino acids)
Molecular function (GO): actin binding
Source: RefSeq, a predicted model, not a curated record